ACCGCAUUUGAUAUCCUCACUGAAUAAAUCAACACUCUCAUUUCCCCUUCACCGUUCAACAACGACGGAGCCGGAGACCGACGCCGCUGAGAGCUCCGCGAUGCCUGCGAGGGCGUCGAGUUCCGGCAAGAAUUUGAUGCUUCCGGUAUCGGAUCCUCCGCGGGACCAAGAGCUCGACCGUCUCAUCGGAGACGACGGCGAUGACGUGGUGGAGGAGAAGCUCUUCAAAGGAUCCGCCAUGUCCCGACGUGGCGCCUUCGCUGCCGUCUCUUACAUGGCCUGUGCUGUGCUGUUGGUGAUGUUCAACAAGGCAGCUCUCUCUUCGUAUCGAUUCCCUUGUGCAAAUGUCAUUACACUCUUUCAGAUGCUAUGUUCAUGUUUCUUGCUAUAUAUGCUGAGACGCUGGAAGAUGAUUACUUUCACAGUUCGGGAAUCUCCGGCCUUUUCUGAUAGCAACACCAUAACACUUGUACCAUUGGCGACUUUGAAGAAAACAUUUCCUCUUGCCGGAGCCUAUUUGCUAUACAUGCUAACCUCCAUGGAGUCUGUCCGUGGAGUGAAUGUUCCAAUGUACACCACCCUCAGAAGGACUACAGUGGUUUUCACAAUGGUGAUGGAGUAUUUUCUGGCUGGACAGAGAUAUACAUCUCCUAUUGUUGGAAGUGUUGGACUGAUUGUUCUUGGUGCAUUCAUUGCUGGAGCUCGGGAUUUGUCAUUUGAUGCCUAUGGCUAUGUUGUUGUCUUCUUAUCCAACAUCGCAACAGCAAUAUAUCUUGCAACUAUAGCCCGUAUUGGGAAAUCCAGUGGCCUUAAUAGUUUUGGCCUUAUGUGGUGUAAUGGAAUUUUAUGUGGACCAGCUUUGCUUGUAUUGACUUAUUUUCAUGGUGACCUGAAGAUGACUGUUGAUUUUCCUGAUCUGCUGUCACCUGGUUUCAUGGUUGUCUUGCUCUGUUCCUGUGUACUGGCAUUCUUCCUGAAUUAUUGUAUAUUUCUUAAUACGACUCUAAAUUCAGCUCUAACGCAAACUAUUUGUGGUAACUUGAAGGAUUUCUUUACCAUUGGACUUGGCUGGGUGGUAUUUGGUGGCCUUCCAUUUGAUCUUUUGAAUGUUAUUGGACAAGGUCUCGGAUUUCUUGGUUCUGGAUUGUAUGCCUACAAUAAGCUCAUAGGGAAGUAACAUAAUCAAUGGAUGGCUAGUUUUCUCCGUUGAAAAUGAUUAGAAGCGAUUUAUUGAUUCUUGAAGGGAGAGUGACUCUUAAAGAUAGGAGAUUUCUCCUCAGUGGAUACACAACUAUCGACUGGAAACCAAGCCUUGCUUCUAAAGGGGGUUAUCAAUUCUUCUACAGGAUAAGCACUAGAUUAGAAACAAUGAUGGCAAGUUAGUGUUGCCGGCUAGAGUAAUUUGUUUAGGCUUGAUAUUGUAUAUGAUUAUUCUCUGAGAAAGAUAAAUUAUAUGCUAAAAUUUUGAAGAUAACCA
Messenger RNA from Argentina anserina (silverweed cinquefoil), 1477 nucleotides. RefSeq names its product UDP-N-acetylglucosamine transporter UGNT1. The coding region runs from base 101 to 1177 and encodes 358 amino acids. Gene Ontology annotation, cellular component: Golgi apparatus. Gene Ontology annotation, molecular function: antiporter activity. The transcript has 10 exons. The record is from RefSeq and is a predicted model, not a curated record. Lineage: Eukaryota; Viridiplantae; Streptophyta; Magnoliopsida; Rosales; Rosaceae.